CCACCAAGAACCACUGAUCUAAAACAUGCAGGACAGGGGUUCCCUGAGGACUAGGAUUGGGAACCCCUGCAUUAAGUCAUGUUUACACUUUCACUUAAAACAUUUGCCUUGGAAUGUAUGUAACUUAAUUGGAAUGUCAAUUGAUUGCUUUUCAAUUGACUUCAUUAGAGAGCAUUAGAUUUGGCUCCAAUUUAAGUAGAGAGCAGAUUAGCUAGCCAGACAGUAUUGUGUGCCUUCAGUGGAAUGUAUUGCAUGAAUAAGAUUCAUUUGACUUAAAAAACUGUCUUAAAAAAAAGAAAUCUCUUCCAUCCCCAUAUUGCAGAACAUUCACACCUGUCCCUGAACAAUGCACCAUACAUGCAACCCCCACAUUCCAAAACAUUUACACUUUUCCCUGAACAACCAUCCUACAAAGCAUUCCACAAACAGUAUUUGCCUUGUGCAACAAGCAGAGAUUUGGGCAAACAUCAAAGUCCACAUUUUUUUAAUUAUUUUUUGAGCUGACCAUCAGACCGUACACAUCAUACAUACAGCCCCCUGCUCCUCAUCAGACCUCUCCUCCCCCUCUCCUCAGCUCUAUCCUCCCCCUGGCCCUUCCUACUGAACACCGGCAGAGACAGAGUGCAUGCCUGCAGACGAGCAUGCAGAGACAGAGAGCACAAUAUGACUGGCUGAGAGGCGAACGUUGAAAAGGAGGAGGAAAAAAAAGGAGAGUGAGAGACCGAGAAGAGGUAGACAUUCAUCGCUCCAUCCUGGCAAGUGUGCAGAGUCGUGAAGCCACUGAAGCACAGGGAAGGGGGUGGGGGGGGAUCUCAGGCUUGUGAUGCAGCCUCAGAGCAGGAGCAUGGCGUUAGCAGGGAGCAUCACAGCACACAGCCUCGAGGGAUGACACACCACGGAGCGACUGCAGCGCGGGCGGCUUGCUCUACUUCACAUGCACACAACACCACAGAGGCAGCAUCGCCCAAGAAUUUGCCACGAUAAGAAUUUCACAAACGAGUAACAUUCCACCCAAAGGAUGGCUCCCUCUCUCACCCUCGGCAUGAGAUCUGGAGGACAUAUCAGUUGCUAGCACAGUAAGGGAGGAACCGAGAGGGGCGUGGCAGAGGGAGGAAGCAGAUGUUUGCCAGGAGAUGCCCGCAACACGGGUAGUGUGACCGGUUUAUAGGCACAGUGGGAGGGGGUAAGGCUAUAAACAUGACAGAACCGCUUCCUUUUGAAGAGUAGCAACGACAACAGUCAACGAGUACAGGAGUCAAACUAACGACAGGGCUAAUGAAAACCCAUCUACCUUCUGGCAAGUCCUAAUGGUUCAGGGGAAGAUCACACCAACGUUACUCAGGAAGCCCAGCACAAGAGACUUUAUUUCACACCAUUCUGUCAUCUGGAAUCAGGGUUUGGUAGCAGGCGGCAAACUCGACUGUCACCAUGCAGUGGAGGCGGCGCCACUGUUGCACACACAUCGCUGGCUUGCUGUCUCUCCUCUCACUCCUGGGGGUUCUGCUCAUCCUGGGUCAUCAGGAUCUGCUGACUGGUUCCAUGUGGUGGAAAAACUACCCUGUGGUGGACUCGGAAGGCAGGGGACCCCACACCAGUGCCAGAGGAAACCACAGCUCCAAACAGAAUCUGUGGAGGGGUGUUCUGGAACCGCCUGCGGGCCCAAAGGCUGGCACCAGUUCCAGCCUCCAUCAGGAGGACUUCUCUCCUCAGGGGGUGACAGGACCAGACAACAAUGCUAGCAGCAGAGAACGAGCUCUGGGAGACCUGCUGAUCUCUGAGCCCUGUCCUUACAUUAUCAAUGAGCCCGAGAAGUGCCCAGAUGGACAGCCGGACCCCUUCCUCGUGCUGCUGAUAGCUACGGAGAUCCAGCAGGUUGAGGCCCGAGAUGCCAUCCGGCACACCUGGGGGAACCAGAGCGUGGCUCCAGGGCUGGGCAUCGUAUGCCUGUUCCUGCUGGGGGUACGAGAAGGAGAGCUGGGCCGCCAGCUGCAGAGCCGCCUGGAGGCAGAGAGCCGGCAGCACCACGACAUCAUCCAGCAGGACUUCUUGGACACCUAUAACAACCUGACCAUCAAGACCCUCAUGGGAAUGCACUGGGUUGCCACACACUGUCCACACGCCAGCUACAUCAUGAAGACUGACAGCGACAUGUUUGUCAACACAGACUAUCUCAUCCACAAGCUGCUGCGACCAGAGCUGAAGCCCAAGAAGAGUUACUUCACGGGCUACCUCAUGAGGGGCUUUGCGCCCAACCGUAACAACAACAGCAAGUGGUACAUGUCCCCCGAGCUCUACCCUAGCAAGAAGUACCCCACCUUCUGCUCAGGCACAGGGUACGUUUUCUCAGGGGACUUGGCAGGGCGGAUUUACAGGGUGUCGAGGGGAAUCCGACGUCUGCACCUCGAGGACGUCUACGUGGGGGUCUGCCUGGCCAAGCUGCGGGUUGAGCCCACGCCGCCGCCCAACGAGUUCCUGUUCAACCACUGGCGGGUGUCCUACUCCAGUUGCAAGUACAGCCACCUCAUCACUUCGCACCAGUUCCAACCCAGUGAACUGCUGAAGUACUGGCACCACUUGCAGAACAACAAACACAACGCUUGCAUCAACUCAUCGAAUGACAAGCUGGGCAGGUUACGUAAGAGUCCACCUCAGGGCGAAAAGCUCUCUAAACUUUAGACAACAGGACAAUGUGGGGCCCAAGUUUUGGGGGAUAUAAGUGCCAUAGGGGUCUGAACAAGUUAAUAACCCAUUUCAACAUCCACAAGUCUAAAUAAAAAGGUAUUGUUCGAAGCACCAGCUUGGUUCAUGUUAUUUGAAAGCAUGGAGGUCAAUUUAGAAAGAGACUGUCAAAGUAAGAAAUGACAGUGCUGGCUAAAAAAGCAGUGUAACUUUUUGAAAAUGUGAAUAUUUGGUAUACCGUAGCAUCCAAGUUUGUUCCAUGAGUUGAUGUUGUAUGAAAAUACAAUGGAUAUUGUUGAUGUAUUAUUAGGUUAACUUGAUCAGAAAAUUAAGGAUUGGAAUUCAGACCUGAAAAGACAGGAAGUUACCUUUUUCCCCAUCUUUUACACCCUUUUAAACCUCACAUGGUGAGAUGAAAGUCUUUUACACAUCCUGAUUUACAAGUAUGUUGGAGACUCAACAAAUGUUAAAUAUUUUUAGUGUAUCUAUAUUAUUGUACUUCAGCCUUAAACCUGCAUCACAGGUAAAAUAGCACAGUGCUCUACUGCAGUGUUUCUCAACCCUGGUCCUCAAGUACCCCGUCCUGCAUGUUUUAGAUGU
Hypomesus transpacificus is the source of this 3279-nucleotide messenger RNA. Its product is annotated as beta-1,3-galactosyltransferase 2-like. Gene Ontology annotation, molecular function: N-acetyl-beta-D-glucosaminide beta-(1,3)-galactosyltransferase activity. Gene Ontology annotation, cellular component: membrane. Lineage: Eukaryota; Metazoa; Chordata; Actinopteri; Osmeriformes; Osmeridae. The coding region runs from base 1429 to 2676 and encodes 415 amino acids. The transcript has 2 exons. The record is from RefSeq and is a predicted model, not a curated record.